AUGACAGCCUACGCACAAGCACCAUCAAGAAGUCUGAAGAUCCAGAUUCUGAGCUUAUAUGCUUACGAAUUGCCCGCACAGAAACUGCAAACAUUACAUGAGCCUUAUGGUCGGCUUAGCAAAUGGCAGAUUAAGAGAGCUCGUGCUCAUGCUAGAAACAACGGGCCAGGUAUGGAGAUGAAAAAAAACCCGAUACCAUCGAGUAAGUCUAGAUAUUGGCAAAGUAGAUCACUUCAUUGACUUUGCCAACCGACAAUAUUACCAUCAAGAUGUCGCUUUCGGCACCAGAACACUAAAACUUGAAAGUGGUGAAACAAUUGAGAUGCCAAAUAUUAUUCGCACAGUUACCAAGUGCACAAUGGUUGCGCAAUAUCUGCAGUCUUGUAAGGAAGAAGAAUUCGAGCCACUUAGCAGAACCACAUUAUUUCGUAUCCUGGAAGUUAGAGAAGCCUCACAGUGAAAAUCUUUACAAGGCUUGGAUAAUACCGCUGCUGAUGGAUCGAAUGGGUUUAACACUAUGGAACAAAUCUCUGAACGUCUAGUUCAUCUAGGAAUUGAUAUCCAAUGGUCACAGUCUGUCAUCAAAAGGUUACAUAAAGCAAAAGAAUACCUCAAAACAGAUUAUAAGGUACAUUGCCAAGAGGAUGAUAGUUUAUGUGCUGAUCACUGUACAAUGUUUGCGUUAAGUGAUCCAGGAGAUGAAGCUUUUCAAGUAAAGUGUGCACACGAACAUACGCUGGUUUGUGAUAACUGUGAGAACCUCAAAUCUACUUUACAGGAACUUGAAAACAAGCUGAAAAGCAACACACAUUUUUCAUAUACUCAAGAUAUAAAAGAAGCAGCAAAUGGAAGGCCCAUAUUCUCCGUUCGAUAA
Molecule: messenger RNA, 874 nt
Organism: Paramuricea clavata
Lineage: Eukaryota; Metazoa; Cnidaria; Anthozoa; Malacalcyonacea; Plexauridae
Source: the annotation of a GenBank genome assembly